AACAGUUGGUUCAAUGUUUUAUUGUCGAUGAGUAACUUUGGGACUAAUUGUAAAUCAACUAAUUUAUUGAAACCCUAAACUCCAUAUAAUCUUGUGUUUUCAAUUUACAUCUUGGAUAUUUAGAUUCCUAGGCACGCAAACUCUACCACAUGCUGUCAUGGAGAAAAGACAAGUUCUCUUUCAUGAUUAAAACAUAAAUUGCUCAAUACAAAGUUUAAAGAUGCUGUUUUACUUGUGUCAGACGUACAGCCUUGAUUUUGAUGUUGAAUAUCUGUUCAAAUUAGUUGUAAUUUUGGUAAUUUGAUAGAGAAAUGUCUCAGCACACUCUACACGUUAACUUUUAAAAAGCACUCUUUCAGUGCUGCUAAAAAUAACUGUGAGCCAUGUCCAUAUAUUUACGAAUUUACUGUGUAAUUUGUAUCUAAAAAAAACAACAAUUCCAAGCCUCACGGUGUCAUUUAUAAUUCAGUGGUUGUCCACAUUUUUGAAUGAGAAUGUGUACUUUGUAGGUGUGCAGUUUAAUAAAGUUACCACACGGUGACGCUUUAGACCGUAACACUGACACGUCAUGGCUCCUCCCUGAGUUAAAGCAAACGAAGGGACUGUGGGUUUUCAUCACAAAGAGACACGGGAUGAGACGGGGCGCACGGUGGAUUAUUUGUCUUUAAAAUAUGAAAGUCGACAUAGCGCUGCCUGCAAUUUUGUCACAUCUCACCAUUCCACAAUAGAAACAUCGCUGUGGAUGUAUGCUUGGUUCAUUUUCGACGGAAUUAUGACUUUGCCGAAUAGCAGGAGGUCUUUUGUUACAUAUCUGGUGCUGCUGUUGUUGGACUGUUACUGGGAAUCGGCGUCUGGGCAGCUCUCAUACUCCGUCUCAGAGGAGGUAAACCCGGGAACUAAUGUCGGAAAUAUCGCCAAGGAUCUAAACCUCAACGUGCAGGAUUUGGAGACGCGUUCGUUUCAAAUUGUUACCGGAUCCAAGAGGAAAUAUUUCGAGGUAAAUCUAAAGACCGGAUUUCUUCACGUCAGUGAGAGGAUUGACCGAGAAGAGCUUUGCACGGAUGAACCUAAAUGCACCGUCAGCGUAGAGGCUGUGAUUAACAACCCAUUGAAGCUUUACCGCGUCGAGGUAGAAAUCAAAGAUGUGAAUGACCACUCUCCGUCAUUUAACACAAAAUCCCAGCUACUGGACAUCGCAGAGAACACAGUGCCUGGGUUCAGAUUCGAGUUAUCGGAGGCAAGCGAUGCUGAUGUUGGUAAACAUGGCGUUAGUGCGUAUAGACUCAGUCCGAAUGAAUACUUCAGUCUUGCGACACACAAAAGAGGGGAGAGUAUAUCUCCAGAGUUAGUGCUGCAAAAAGCUCUAGACCGGGAGAAAAAGCCGCAUCUACAGCUCUUGUUAACGGCAUUAGACGGGGGCUCGCCACCAAAUUCAGGUACAUCAGAAAUUGAAAUAAAUAUACUCGACAAUAAUGAUAACGCACCGAUGUUCAGCAAUAGUCUUUAUAAAAUCAAAAUUUUGGAAAAUAUCCCCAUCGGUACGGCAGUCUUCACCUUAAAUGCGACCGACGCAGAUGAGGGCCCAAAUAGUGAAAUAGUAUAUGCUCUUCGUAGCAAGGACCAGGAUCACAUUCUGGACGUUUUCAAAAUUGACCCUGACACGGGGAUCAUUUCAGUGAAAGGAAAAAUCGACUAUGAAGAAAGAAGAGCUUUUGAGAUCCGGGCAGAGGCGAGAGACAAAGGCCACCCUCCGAUGUCUGCUCAUAGUAAAGUGCUGGUGGAAGUGAUUGACAUAAAUGACAACGCUCCGGAAAUCACUGUGACGUCACUGCUCAAUACAGUGAACGAGGACGCUGGUGCAGGUACUGCUAUUGCACUCGUAUCAGUUCUAGAUAGAGACAGUGGCAAAAACGGUGAAGUAAAAUGUGAGAUCUUGAACACCGUCCCGUUCAAGUUAGAGACAAAUUACAAAAACUAUUUUUCUUUGGUGGUUGACGGGCGCCUCGACAGAGAGGUCACUCCACAGUACAAUAUAACUAUAUCAGCUACAGAUGAAGGGAGUCCUCCUCUGUCCAAUGUCAGCGUCAUUACUGUUCACAUUUCUGAUGUUAAUGACAAUAUGCCAUAUUUCCCAGAACCGGUGAUAAACAUUUAUGUGAAAGAAAACAGCAAAGUAGGAACAGUAAUUAAAACAGUGACUGCAAUAGAUGCAGACACCAGCAACAAUGGUCAGGUGAGCUACUCGAUUUUAAACAGUGAAAGUAAAUCUCUUUCAAUCCCCACAUUGGUGAACAUCAACUCGGAGACAGGAGAUAUUAUCAGUCUGCAGUCUUUGAAUUUUGAGGAAAUGAAAACGUUUCAGUUUAAAGUUCAGGCCACAGACUCUGGUGUUCCUCCGCUCAGCAGCAAUGUGACUGUGAACGUUUUUAUCCUGGAUGAGAAUGACAACAGUCCUACGGUUCUUUCUCCAUAUUCUGAGCAUGGCUCCGUUAACAGUGAGAGCAUCCCCUAUUCUGCAGAAGCGGGAUACUUUGUGGCAAAGAUCAGGGCAGUAGACGCAGACUCUGGAUACAACGCGCUGCUUUCUUAUCACCUCUCUGAGCCCAAAGGAAACAACCUCUUCCGGAUCGGAACCAGCACUGGGGAAAUCAGGACUAAGAGGAGAAUGAGUGACAAUGACCUGAAAACUCACCCCUUGGUGGUGCUGGUUUCUGAUAACGGACAACCCUCCCUGUCAGCUACUGUGUCUAUAGAUGUGGUGGUGGUUGAGAGCACAGCUGACAUCCAGACUCAGUUCAGACAUGUGCCCACAAAGGACGAUGGCUUCUCUGAUUUAAACUUGUAUCUGCUGAUCGGCAUUGUGUCGGUGUCAGUCAUCUUUCUACUGAGCCUCAUCACUUUAAUAGCUGUCAAAUGCCACAGGACAGACAGCAGCUUCAGCAGGUACAGCGCCCCAAUGAUCACCACCCACCCUGACGGGAGCUGGUCUUACUCUAAAGCUACUCAGCAGUAUGACGUCUGCUUCAGCUCAGACACGCUCAAGAGUGACGUAGUGGUUUUCCCCGCACCGUUUCCGCCUGCAGAUGCGGAACUGAUCAGUAUUAAUGGAGGAGACACUUAUAGCAGGACUCAGACUUUACCAAACAAAGACAAGGUGAGUUGUAACAGAUUUCACAGCUUUGUAAAACAUUUAAGCGUGCAAAAUCUUUAAAACAUUUAAAUGGAUUGCAAAUGAUUUUUCAACUUUAAAUAUCUAUGAUGUGCAGCUAUACUCACACACACUUGUGUCUAGUCAUUUGAUAGGGGCCAGCUAUACUCACACACACAAACUCACUCAUAAAUCUGAAAGUGGUGAUAUCUCACUCUUGUUUGUAGUCUAUUUAUCUCUGUGGCAUGUAAAACAAAUUCUCAAUGGUUUGAUGGCAUUUUGAUCGGGAUAAACAGGAAAUCUGUGAACUAAGUUCACAGAUUUCUUCGGUAUCUUCGGUAUCUUCGGUAUCUUCAAAGCAGUACUCUGAGCAACGGCAUGAAAUGCAUUAAAACCGGUUUGAGUCGCUGUCCAUGGUCCUGAAAACAUCGUUUUCUUAUUUUCUUUGCACCGAUAUUCAGAUGCUGGUUGUGGUGGUGCUGAUUUGCAGUUUAUAUCCUGUGUUCUUAUGUCCAGUAAUUGUGAAAAUAAAUAAAAAGGCAUAGGUGCUGUUAAAGAACAACAAAACUAGAAAUCAUGUGAAUAAAAACGAUUAACAACACAAGUUAAUUAAACUUAAACUUAACAAUGGCUCUAUGAACAGUCUACCCAUUGACUUAGUCUUUAAAAAAAACACAAAUUAUUGAUAUCAGGCUAAAAUAUUAAUUACACUGUACAUGAUGAAAAUAAUAUUUUGGGCAGUCAUUCUUUACACAAAAGUGUCACGAGAGGUCGCUGGAGACCAUGCCAAAAUAUUGUGUUCAGAGUUUAGAAGAAACUCCUCCUCUACUCGUGACAAAACACGUAAACGUCAUCAUCUGUCUGUGCUUUGUGGAGAUAGUGUACAGUCGAGUGAAGCCCUGAAGAGAGAGGACCUCAGUCAGAAUGGAUUUAUAAAAGUGGUGUUUUUUUCGCGGACGGGCCAAAAGGCAGUGA
Messenger RNA from Hippoglossus stenolepis (Pacific halibut), 4123 nucleotides. RefSeq names its product protocadherin alpha-8-like. Lineage: Eukaryota; Metazoa; Chordata; Actinopteri; Pleuronectiformes; Pleuronectidae. The transcript has a single exon. Gene Ontology annotation, biological process: homophilic cell-cell adhesion. Gene Ontology annotation, molecular function: calcium ion binding. The record is from RefSeq and is a predicted model, not a curated record. Bases 743 to 3211 code for a protein of 822 amino acids. Gene Ontology annotation, cellular component: plasma membrane.